Molecule: messenger RNA, 10399 nt
Organism: Hypanus sabinus (Atlantic stingray)
Lineage: Eukaryota; Metazoa; Chordata; Chondrichthyes; Myliobatiformes; Dasyatidae
Exons: 2
Coding region: 6929-9313 (794 amino acids)
Molecular function (GO): nucleic acid binding; zinc ion binding
Source: RefSeq, a predicted model, not a curated record
CCCCCACGAAGGUCACGGCUCGCUUCCGCCGGAUAUCGACGCCUGCUGGGAGUUGUAGUUUUGCAGCAGUCCAGCCCUCAGGCGACUUCAAAAAUCUUCACUGUUUUGAAAAAUGGUCUGGGAACAAACAGUCAGAUAUACCGUAAUUCCGAAGCGACGGCAGAAAAUGUUGGCGAUACCCAACAAGUCUGGGGCAGCGUCGAUGGAAAGAGACUACUCCACUAACAGCUCACUGGCAGACUCAAGGCCGAGGGUAACUGCGAGAGGAAAGGAAUAGGGUCUUAAAGUAAACACGUUUGUAAACAUGUUUUGCAUGUAAGCUAUUAAAAUCCUAAAGGAAAGCCACCAAAUUUAGACGCAGCCUACCAUUUCUCAUCUAAACAUGUGUAAUCCUGAAUAUACAUGUUCAACCUCUACUUAAGUUGACCUCAUCUAUGCCUGUGUUGGUGAGUCACACGUUUUAACAAUACAUUAAGUAGUUGCUUAUGAAUUCUGCAUUGGGUAUCUAGGUAACCACGUAGUGUUGAUGUCCUUAACUUGUGUUCUCCCUAAAAGUGGAAACACUUCCUUUGCAUCAACUAUUUUAAAAACACUUUCUGAUCUUAAAAGAACUACUCAUUUGCUCAUCCCUCAGCAGGUUUAUCCUAAAAAUGAAGAAUGAGAGCCUUGUACUAUAUAUAUAAAUAUAUAUAUAUUUUAAUGUUUUUUUUAAGAUUCUCCAUGGGUAGCUGUUUGCAAUUGCUUUGAUUGACCUGCAUAGAGCACUUUUAUGAAGAAUAAUAAAUUUCAGCCAUUGAUGCAAUAUAAAAAUGCUAGAUUCCUUCCCACUCUAAAAAUUCCAGAUUUUGGCUAAUUCUGAUUUCAAAGCGCUGCAUUGCAUUCUCAUUUCAAUCUUUUUUUAUUAAUUUUCCAACAGAGAGAAAAAAAUACAAAUCAGAGGAGAAGUUUUAGCAAACACACAAUACAAAAGACGUAGAAACAACAAAAAAAUACUGUCAAGGUCAAUUGAAUAUAACGUUAAGCUAUUAUAUAUAGUAUAUAAACAAAAAACCACAACUCUUGACAAAUCAUAAAGAAAAAAAAAGAUUGGAAAUGUUAUUAAUAAGGAGAAAAAAAACCCAGCUAAACUAACCUAAAACAAAAAGAAAGAAAGAUUAGGCAGUCCAUUUGAGGAUAAAAUUAGAAAAAAAGAAGAAAGGAAACAUCCUUCCAGUCAUCUCCGAACCUUCGCGGAUGAGGAAAAUUUUUCCUUAAAAUUUUUUUUUUAAUUAAAUCAUAUGAAUAUAUUGAAUAAAGGGUCACCAGACUUGCUCCAAAUUAAAAGAUGUGUUGAACGUCUGGCUUCUAAUUUUCUCCAAACUUAAACAGGACAUAAUGGAGGAGAGCCAGUUAAAAACAGUAGGUGGAUUAGAAUCUUUCCAGUAUAACAAGAUAGCUCUCCUAGCCAGCAAAGUUGAAAAGGCUCUCACAUGUUGAGCGGAAGCAGGGACUCUGCCUGUUUCCUCUGGAAUAAUACCAAAGAUUGCCAUAAGCAUUCUCAAGUGAAGUUUACUGUCAUGUGCACGAGUAUGUUGAGGUACUGUUAAAAUGCAGCAUCUUCACAGGCACAGUCAACAGGCAGAAUAUAAAUGGGAUGUAGAAGUAUACCAUACAGUAGGGAAAAAUGCUAAAUUGAGAACUUUAUGGAAAAAAAGAUAUAAUCAAAGGAAAGCCCAUAGUAGUACAAGAAGUAGUCCAGUAGGUGUAGGAGUAGGUAGUGUGAUGAUACAAAGAUAGGUGGAGGAAUGGAUAGUGUGUUGAUACAAAGAUAGGUGGAGGAGUGGGUAGUGUUGAGGAAACAGAGAGCCUGCAGAGAGACUUAGAUAGUUUCGGGGAAUGGGCAAAGAAGGGGCAAAUGAAAUACAAUGUUGAAAAGUGUAUGGUCAUGUACUUUGCUGGAAGAAAUAAACGGGCAGACUAUCAUUUAGAUGGGGAGAGAAUUCAAAAUGCAGAGUUGCAAAGGGACUUGGGAGUCCUAGUGCAGGAUACCCUAAAGGUUAACCUCCAGGUUGAGUUGGUGGUGAAGAAGGCGAAUGCAAUGUUGGCAUUCAUUUCUAGGGGUAUAGAAUAUCAGAGCAGGGAUGAGAUAUUGAGGCUGUAUAAGGCACUCAUGAGACCACAGUUGUAGCAUUGUGUACAGAUUUUUGGGGGGAAGGUCUGGCAGCUCUUGGGCUGUAUUCCCAGGAGUUCAGAAGAAUGGGGGGGCGGGGGAUCUCAUUGAAACAUUCCAGAUAUUAAAAGGCCUGAACAGACUAGAUAUGGCAAAGUUAUUUCCCAUGAUAGGGGAGUCGAAGACAAGAGGGCACAAGUUCAGGAUUGAAGGACAUCCAUUUAGAACAGAGAUGUGAAGAAAUUACUUUAGUUAGAGGAUGGUAAAUCUCUGGAAUUUGUUGCCAUGAGUGGUGGAGGCCAAGCCAUUGGGUGCAUUUAAGGCAGAGAUAGAUGGGUUCUUGAUUAGACAGGGCAUCAAAGAGUAUGGGGAGAAGGCAGGGGAGUGGGGAUGAUGAGAAAAAUUGGAACAGCCAAUGAUUGAAUGGUGGAGCAGACCCAAUGGGCCGAAUAGCCUACUUCUACUCCUGUAUAUUAUGGUCUUAUAAUAUUUCAUUACUGAAUUGGGAUUAGAUUGUGCGGAGCGAUUCAAGAACCUGAUGUUUGUCAGAAAGUAGCUGGUGUGAACUUCAGACUCCUGUAUCCUGCCUUAUGUAAGCAGCAAGAGGAGGGCAUGACCCAGUUGGUUGGAAUCCUUGAUGUUGCCUUUGUGAGGGCUUCCUGUAGAUGCUGUCAAUGGUGCUAAGUACUGUGCCCUUAAUGAACUGGGAUGUAUCCACAACCCUCUGCAGCCUCUUGCAUUCUGCAUUGGAAUUGCCUUCCUAGAGCAUGAUGCAACCAGUGACGAUACUUGCAACAGUGCAUCUGCAGAAGUUUGAGUAAUUGGUGACAUUGUCAGAUCUCCUUGAGCUUCUAAGAAAAUAGAGGUACUGGCACCAAUAGAUAUGCUCAAAAUUAUUUUCCAUCAGUACUAUGAUAAUGUAUUAGAUAAUGCAAACUCAUUUUCUGAAGUUGUUAUGGUCAUGCUGUGAAUUCUGAAAUUGACAAUUUGGAAUUAUCAUGAAAAAUGUGUUAAAUGCACAUGUGUUGUCAGUUGACAUAAGGUUGUCUGGUUUAAGAUGGCACUGGUGAACCUCAGUGAACUCUAGCUGGUAGCUGAUGAAACAAGGAAACAAUUAAAUACUUCAUUAAUCACUCUUUUUCUGAUAAAGUAUCAUCACAAAUGAUAGCCUGUAACUUCCCUUCAGACUUGGAGGGAAUUCAAUGUGGCAGAACCAAGGCGAGGCAAGGCAGCAGGUCUGUCAAGAGUGAGGAAGACCCGAGGUUCAAUCAUUCUCAACGCCAAGCCAAAUUGGAAAGAUCACGUACAGCCAAAUCCAGGCAGUAGGGUCCAGACUUCAGAGCAUAUUGAAGCAACUGAACUGAACCUGCUGUAUGACAAUUAAGCGCUGGGCUAGAUUGAAAAGGUCAAGGUGUCGACGCCUGAGGUGAGGGACAAACUAAGGGUCUGUGGGCGGACUCAUUGUCAUCAGUUCAGAACACUAUUUGCUUGCGUUUAUUGUUUACAUAAUUUGUUUUUUUUAAUGGGUUUUUAGGGUUUCUUUUCUCAUGGCUGCGUGUUAGAAGACGAAUUUCAAGGUUGUACAAUAUAUAUCAUUGAUCAUUACUUUCUCCUCCAUGGUACUUUUUAUAAAUCUUCAGAGACAGUGCUGACCAUUGACUGCACCUAAGCCACCUCACUACCAAAGGAUUUUAUUCCAUUCCAAACAGUUUUCUCACUGGCAGUAAGAUAUUACAUGUAAUCAUUGGGACAUUACUUCACAGAGAUGACCGGUGAAGCAAAACAAGUUAUACUAAUUCUAUACAGAAAUCCUUUUUUCUAUGAGUUAUUUAUUCAGGUGACCACUGGAUCCUCAGUCUUGCUUUAUUGUUCAGUUAUAUGAUGGAAUGUCUACAUUUGCCUGUUUGCCAGUUGUCACACAGGAUAAUGACAGAUGGCAUUUCAUUGGCUCUUCACUCAGCUCUGGAAGAUCUGGUCAAUGAAGCACACAUUGGGAUAGUCAUUGUUGAUGAUAGCUGUACGUUCAACGCUAUCAUCUCCUCAAAACUAAUCACUAAGCUUCAAGACCUAAGCCUCACUACCUCCCUGUGCAACUGGAGUCUUGAUUUUUUUUUCAUUUGCAGACCUAGUCAGUGUAGAUUGGCAACAACAUCUCCUCCACAAUCACCAUCAGCCCCGGUGCACCACAAAGCUGUGUGCUUAGCCCUAUGAUCUUCUCAUAUUAUAACUAUGACUGUGCAGCUGUGUACAGCUACGAUGUCAUAUUUAAGUUUGCUGAUGACACCACUGUUGUUGGCCAUAUCAAAAGUGAUGAUGAAUUGGCAUCUAGUUGAAUCAUACCAGAAAACAAACCCUCAUUCAACAUUAGGAAAACCAGAGCUAAUUAUUGACUACAGAAGGAAGAAAUUGAAGGUCCAUGAACCAGUCCUCAUCAGGAAAUCAAAGGUGGAGAAGAUCAAUAACUUUAAAUUCUCUGGUAUUAUCAUAUCAGAGGAUCUGUUCUGGGACCAGCAAAUAAGUGCCAUCACAAAGAAAGCACAACAGUGCUUCUACUUAGAAGUUUGUGCAGAUUCAGGGUGUCAUCUAAAAUUUUGACAGACUUCUACUGAUGCACAGUGGAGAAUAUGAGGCUACAUCAUGGCCUGGUAUGGAAGCACCAAUGCCCAAGAACAGGAGUGUACAAAAAGAGCUGUAUUCUAUCACAGGCAAAGCACUCCUCACCACUGAGUACAUCUACAGGCAGUGCAAUGCUAUUAGAGAUCGGGACAUUCGGGAGUUCAGUUCCAGUGUUGUCGGUAUGGAGUUCCUAUGUUCUCCCUGUGAACUAUAUCAGAUUCCUCUGGCUGCUCUGGUUUCCUCCCAUAAUCCAAAGAUAUAUCAGGUUAGUAGGUUAAUUGGCCAUUGUAAAUUGUACUGUGAUUAGGCUAGUUUUACAUGGGUGGGUUGCUGAGCAGUGUGGCUCAUUGGGUCAGGAGGGCCUAUUCUGUGCUGUGUCUCCAAACAAAUAAAAAGGAGCCUCCAUCAUCAAGAACCCUGCUGCACCAUCCGGGCCAUGCUGUCUUCUCACUGUUGCAUUGGGAAGAAGGUGCAGGAGCCUUAGGUCCCACACCACCAUGUUCAGGAACAGUUACUACCCUUCAACCAACAGGUUCCUGAACCAGAGUGAAUAACUUCACUCACUGCAACACUGAACUAAUUCCACAACCUUGCAAUGACUCUUACAACUCAUGAUCUCAAUAUUAUUUGUGAAGAGAAUUCCAGAGUUUCUUGUAAAAAUCAAGUUCAUUGUCAUAUGCACAAAUAUGUGGAUACACAGGUGCAACAAUAAACUUACUCAUACCAGAAUCACAAGUGCAUAUAAGAACAUAUUGUUAUGAAUGUACCACAGCUCUGAGGGGCCAAAGGGUGCGGGGUAGCCCCCUCCUUUGUGAGAAUCGCAAGAUCACUAUUGAUUUGGGUCAGGAGACCCAGGAGAUGAGAGAGAGACGUGCGGAAUGUCUUGUUCCCCCCCCCCCCCCCCCGGCGAUAUAAAGCUACGGGAAACGGCCAUUGUCUCUUGGAGACGAACUUGUGUAUUACAGUACUGUGUUACGUGGAAGCCCUCAGGCAAAGUGGGCUGGUUGAGGGAGGGAUUGCAUCACCCCUAACCUGAUUGACAUCUGAGACCCUGUGAGUCAGGAUAAAAGAGGGUCUGUGGGAACAGACCCUCAGACGCACCAGAAGAAACGCUAGCGAUCCUGUAAUAGCGGAAGCCGGUGGGAGGAGGCCACGUGCGUUCGGUUCCAUUUGCCCGGAACCGGUGGCUUUUACCAAGGGAGACUGGCUUUUAGCUAACAACGGGGAAACCAACUCCCAAUGACUCGAAGGAUUGGCAUCAUAAGAGAACUGGGCAAGUUUAACCCGUCUCUCUCUCUCAAACCCAAAACGCUGCAGCUUGAACGAAUAUCAGUGACUUAUAUAUUUCCAUCGGACAAUAUAUUAUCCCCUAGACAACGAUAGAGCUAUUUCUUAUUGAUUAUUAUUAUACCCAUGCUUUUAGAUUUAGUAUUGACGACGUAUAUUACCUGUAUGUUUGCAUUGAUCUUGUUUUUGUGCCCCUUUAUCAAUAAAUACUGUUAAAAAUAGUACUAUCAGACUUCAAUGGACCUCUCUCUCUUUGCUGGUAAGUGACCCAAUUACGGGGUUCGUAACAACUUGGAAUUCUCAUCUCGGGAUUUGAUACCAAAUUGGAGGGCCAGUGAAUUGGGCUUGUAAGACCAAACUUGGAUCUGGUUACGCGGGUAGCCAGACGGGAAACCAACAAAGAUGGACGUGGGUGAAUUUAUAGAAAACCCGACUCUGGAGGCGCUAGAGGCGGCCACCAAAUCAGACUUGAUAAAUUUGGUGAAGGGGUUAAACCUCACAAAGGUGAGGUUGUCAAUGAAAAAGCGGGAGGUGCGAAGGUCAAUAACUCAGUAUUAUAUUGGGAAGAAUGUGUUUGCAGCUGAGGUAUUGGAAAAUAUUCCUGAAAAGGUACCAGCUAGUGGGACGGCUCAGUUAGAGUUGGAGAAAUUAAGGUUGGAACAUGCAAUUAAGGUAAAGCAGCAGGAAAGAGCUGAGAGGGAGCAUGCGCUCCAGCUAAAAGAGUUAGAGAUGAAACGGGAGCAGGAAAGAACUGAGAAACAAAGAGAGCAUGAAAUUCAGUUAAAAUAGCUGGAAGCAGCUGAGAAAGAGAAAGAGAGAGCCGAGAAGGAGAGAGAGUAUGGGGAGGCAGAGAAACAAAGGAAACAUGACUUGGAGAUGGAGAAGUUAAGGCAAGGGCGAAGAGAUCAAGGGUCAGACCGAGAGGAGCGGUUUAAUGUUAGUCGAGAGUUGAGGUUAGUACCUCCGUUCGAGGAGACGGAUGUUGAUAGUUAUUUCUUGCUUUUUGAAAAGGUGGCAGUGAAUCAGAAGUGGCCCAGAGAUCAGUGGGUGGUGCUGUUACAAAGUGUGUUAAAAGAGAAAGCACAGCAGGCAUAUACGGCGUUGGCCAUGGAGGAGGAAGAGGAGGAGAGUUAUGACAAAGUAAGGGCGGCCAUUCUCUGGAGUUAUGAGCUAGUACCUGAUGCGUACAGACAUAAGUUCAGAACUUUAAAGAAAGGGUGGAAUCAGGCGUAUACCGAGUUUGCCUAUGAGAAGGGUGUGCUCUUGGACCGUUGGUGCACAGCAGAGAUAGUGGAGGAGGAUUAUUGGCGUCUCAGGGAGUUAAUUCUGAUUGAGGAAUUUAAAGGUUGUGUUUCGGAGGAUAUCCGGAUGUAUUUGAAUGAGAAGCCGAAUAAGUCCAUCUCAGAAUUUGCUAGGUUCGCAGAUGAAUAUGCCCUAACCCACAAGACAAAGUUUUCCUCGAAUAAAAGUUCCCAGAGAGACCAUGGGAACGAUCGAGAAAGCCCGCUGGCUGAGGCAGAGGUCCCACCAGGAGCUAGUGGUAAGGUUGAGGGGGAUAGGCCAGAUGGCCAGAGAUUUCCGGGCUUGACUUGUUUUAAUUGUGGAAAGGGGGGGCAUAUUACAUCUAGGUGCUUUGCUCCAAGGAAAGAGACAGGAAAAGGGAAAGCAGAAGUCCCUAUCAGAUGUGCCGUGGUAAUCAGUAAAUCAACAAGAGAGCCCCGGGUAGACAGAGUACAAGAAGGGUCUGAGACUUGUCUGUCAAACGGAACCGUGUCUGUGAGGGAGGGAGACACACCAGUUCCAGUACAGAUCUGGAGAGAUACGGGGGCUAAGCUAUCGUAUAUCAGCAGUAAGGUACUAGAUUUUGGUUGCAAGACGGGAAUGGUAGCUGUGAAAAGAAUAAGCAAAGGGACAGAAAUGGUGCCCUUACAUAAGGUCAUUAUGGAUUGUGAACUGGUGUUUGGACCAGUUGAAAUAGGAGUGCGAUCAGAAUUCCCAAGAACUGACGCGGACAUCCUUCUCGGUAACAAUUUAGCAGGUGGUAAGGUUUGGGCAGCAAUGACGAUGACAAGCCGGCUGGUGAGUGUUGUGGCCCCGCCCCUAGAUUCCAAGAUCUAUCCUGCAUGCGCGGUCACUCGCAGCAUGUCGAGAGAGGCAGCUGAGAAAGGGAGCAGUUUAAAUCCGGCCAGUUCCAAUUUUGCUGAGACGUUUUUACCGACCCUGUACCACGAGGGUUUAGAGGGUGGUAAAACGAAUAGUAAAGUGAAAGAGGGUAAGGGAGAGGAGGUAGACCCGCCCUUAGCAAGGAGAAAAGUUCUAGAGGCAGAAGAUAAAGAUGAGAAACAGCUAGAGCUGUUAAAAGGUCCAGGGUUGGACCUGGAUGAUCAGUCUGGGUUGGCAGAACUGUUUGAAGAAGUUGAAAAUGCUAGAGGUGUUCCUGAUGAUGAAAUGAGGGCAGUCCUAGAUGAAAAGGGUGUCCUUACCUUGAAGAGGUCUGCUGGGUUGGCAGAUGAGGUGGUUUCAGCCCGCGGGGUUGAGUUUACUGCGGAAGGGAGUUGCCCAGAGAGUAGCUGGGAGAAUCAGGGGAAAUUACAAUUUGGACCGGGUACGGGUAUUGAAAGCCUGAAAGAGGCAAAUGUCCCAUUUGAGUGUGUCCAAGAUGUGGAUGCACAUGGUACUGAACCUAGUACUGGAGCUCAGAAAAAGUCUGAGGUAUUUGAUUCCGUUGAAAGGGAAGGCCGUCCUUGUGGGUCAGAUAGACGUGGUUCAGUGAAGCAAGGGUUAACUUUGGUAAAAGUGGGAAGUGAGAGUUCCCAGGUGUUUGUGCUCGACGGUGUGUUAAAAGUUCAGGCGGAGACCAAAAGUGGGGAGAUAAAUAUUAUUAUUGAAGGAAACGGGAAAUAUGUAGUUCCCAAAUCGAAUGAAGAAAAUUUUAAGCCUGCGGAUCGCUUACAGAUUGAGUUGGAAGAUGACGGGGCCCCCCAUGCUAUUGUUAUUCCAGAGUGUGGUGUGAAAAGGCAGAAUUUGAAAUGCUGCUUGAACAAAGAGUUCGAACUGAAAACCAAUAGCCUGAAGGGUCCUGACGAGAGGGCUAGCCACCUGUGUAAAAUUAAAGAAUUGGGUGGAAAUUCAGAAGAUGGUCUAAGUUUGGGACACGGUGUUGAUAAAAUAACUCCUAUGAAAGAAGUGGGUGAGAGCCUAUUUCGCCAGGGUACCCAAGCUCCCCACGUGGGAACUAACCGGAAAAGCGGCGACGGUUAAUGGGGACGCCAUUUUUAAAUAGCAAAAGCCGGUUUUACGGGAUUUUGACAAAGCAUGUGAAUAAUAAAGACAACCCCAUGGAAGCCUGCCUGUUAAGUUUGAAAGCAACAUAAAGAUUAGUAUUUGCAUGAACUUUUGUAGAUACGCGUAAGCCAAGAUCACAACUCCUUGGUUUUUGUUUGCUGAAGGAAAGAAAUAAAAAUAGGUGGUUAUUAAAUUGAAGUCUGAUGCUACAAGACGUUAGUAAGGUACAAGAUGCUAAGAUAUUAAAGGAAGUGACACUGUAAUCGUUAACUGUUUAGAUGCUGAAUUGAAUGUAUAACCGUAUUUCUCUGUAGUGAAAAGGAAAAGCUUUUGUAUUGUGUUAGAUUCUAAAAUCCUGUAAGACUCUGUGCUACUUUGUUUUCACCGCUGGUGAAAACGCUUUGAAGAAAGGGGGUAUUAUGAAUGUACCACAGCUCUGAGGUUCCGAAGGGUGCGGGGUAGCCCCCUCCUUUGUGAGAAUCGCAAGAUCACUAUUGAUUUGGGUCAGGAGACCCAGGAAAUGAGAGAGAGAGACGUGAGGAAUGUCUUGUUCCCCCCCAGCGAUAUAAAGCUACGGGAAACAGCCAUUGUCUCUUGGAGACGAACUUGUGUAUUACAGUACUGUGUUACGUGGAAGCCCUCAGGCAAAGUGGGCUGGUUGAGGGAGGGAUUGCAUCACCCCCAACCUGAUUGACAUCUGAGACCCUGUGAGUCAGGAUAAAAGAGGGUCUGUGGGAACAGCCCCUCAGACGCACCAGAAGAAACGCUAGCGAUCCCGUAAUAGCGGAAGCCGGUGAGAGGAGGCCACGUGCAUUCGGUUCCAUUUGCCCCGGAACCGGUGGCUUUUACCACUGGAGACUGGCUUUUAGCUGACAACGGGGAAACCAACUCCCAACGACUCGAAGGACUGGCAUCAUAAAAGACCUGGGCAAGUUUAACCCGUCUUUCUCUCAAACCCAAAACGCUGCAGCUUGAAUGAACUAUCAGUGACUUUUAUAUUUCCGUCGGACAGUAUAUUAUCCCCUAGACAACGAUAGAGCUAUUUCUUAUUGAUUAUUAUUA